AUUCCAGAAGGCAUGAGGUAUCAUGGUAAGACUGUGAAAGUACUAUUUACUCUACAAUGGUGAGGAGUCCUCAUCAAAAUCAAAAAAUCUAAUUUCUUUUACAGGACCCAGAUGCUAUACAGUGGGAAAACCAGCCUGGCAACAUAGUGCGUAUUAAUAAAAGGACACCACAUCCUGCCAAAUUCCAGCUGCGCUAAUUGUAUUGUGUUCACAGAGCUCACAAGCUAUCAGAAAGUUGUAUGGCAACCACCUCCGGCGCCAAAUAGAACUGGCAGACAGACAUUCAGUACAAGAAGAAAAAGAUGGAAAAUCUUGCACUGGAGUCCAAAAUAAAAAAGAGGACAAUUAGGAAACUGGUCCUUGAAAUAAAAAAACUUGAGAGGGAGGUGAGAUAUGCCUUCAAUGUACACUAACUGUAACACAAAUGUAUUAAUCAUUAUUUGUAUUUCCUCCCCCAGCUCCAAGAAGAUGACACGGCUCAAAAUAAAAAUUAGGUAUAUUCUCGUAAAGUCAAGUGAGCCAUGACAUAUGAGCUCUUAUUGUGAGCACACAGGACGGUGGCAUCUUUCUAAGGUUUUUUUUAUUUUCCCAGCAAUCAGUACAACCAAGUCAUCGUUAUAAGGCAUCGCCCUCUUUUGUCCACCCCCCCAGCACCAGGUGUGGCCACUAGCCUAUAUGAAGGCCCAAAAUUGUGUGUUCCUUUCUGCUCUGACAAUGGCAUGCCCAUUCGUGCGAGAUGUGUUGGAUGAAGAAGCACUUGUGCUGAGGAGAGCCUUCAGGCGAGAAAGGGUCUUCAGGGACCGGUUGGACCCACUGGCCUUCCCUGACGACCAUCUAUAUGAAAGAUACAGGUUUUCUGCAGAUGGCAUCAGUGGAGCCUUCCUGUACUCAGUGGGGGAUGCAGAACAGCUGAACAAGGCCACAAUUUGCCGCACAAUAAGGAGUGUGUGUCUGGCUAUCAAAGCAUUAGCAGAUGUCUUCAUCUCCUUCCCUGGCCACAGAAGACUCUGUGACAUCAAAGAGGAGUUCUAUAGGAUUGCAGGUUUCCCCAAUGUCAUUGGUGCAGUGGACUGCACACACAUAAGGAUAAAAGCCCCCUCAGGUGCCCAUGAGGCCGAUUUUGUGAAUAGGAAAUCCUUUCACAGCAUUAAUGUUCAGAUGGUCUGCAAUGCUGACUGUGUGAUCAGCAAUGUUGUGGCAAAAUGGCCUGGCUCAGUCCAUGACUCCAGAAUCUUUCGGGCCUCUGAAAUCUAUCAGUGCCUAUCACAAGGUGAAUUCUCUGGUGUGUUGCUGGGAGAGUGUGGAUCUCUGUGGUCAAAUGCGAUUAUUAACGUGGAGCAGAGCUAA
Molecule: messenger RNA, 1347 nt
Organism: Oncorhynchus keta (chum salmon)
Lineage: Eukaryota; Metazoa; Chordata; Actinopteri; Salmoniformes; Salmonidae
Product: putative nuclease HARBI1
Exons: 6
Coding region: 676-1347 (223 amino acids)
Source: RefSeq, a predicted model, not a curated record